Messenger RNA from Fusarium verticillioides 7600, 2684 nucleotides. RefSeq lists its product as hypothetical. The record is from RefSeq and is a predicted model, not a curated record. NCBI's taxonomy places the organism in Eukaryota, Fungi, Ascomycota, Sordariomycetes, Hypocreales, Nectriaceae. The transcript has 3 exons. Gene Ontology annotation, biological process: carbohydrate metabolic process. Gene Ontology annotation, molecular function: hydrolase activity, hydrolyzing O-glycosyl compounds. The coding region runs from base 272 to 2329 and encodes 685 amino acids.
CUUUUCUCACUCAAUCACAAACCUUCACAUGCGCAUCUGAGGAUUCUGACUUGGUGAACAGAGACCCACUGCUGAUUACGAGAGGUAAGUGCCCCUCAUCAGCAGAAUCCCUUUAAUAAGUGAUCGUCGUGCGGUGAAAACACCAGAAUUGUCGUUUUCAUUCAUCCUGACAGUCAAUUUCUUGCACUUGACUUUUCCUGUUACAAUUGAACCUUUUGUUGGGCUUAUUACACCGCAAAAACGCGUCUUGGCCUUAUUGCGCGCAGCUAAAAUGACGUAUCCCCGCCCCGAUUUCGAGCGUAACCCACUUCGUUGGGAGUCCCUCAACGGACAAUGGGAUUUCCUCUUUGAUGAUGGAGAUUCCGGCCUCAACGAGAAUUGGCAGCGUAAAGGCCUCCCAGAGAAGGUCAAUGUCGACACUUCUGCCAAUCGCAAAGAAACUGGUCAGAAUGACAGCGUGGUACAGAAGAUCAUGGGUGAUGCCCAUUCUCUUAUUCAGAACAACGUCUUUGCUUCAUCUACGCAGACUACCAACUCAAAAACCAAAAUCAAUGUCCCGUAUGUUUUCCAAUCUCCUGCUUCUGGUAUCAAUGACCGUGGCGUUCAUGAGGUUAUGUGGUAUGAGCGUGUCAUUUCAGACUUGCGAUCAGCCCAGGAGAAGGAGAAGGGACACAAGCUGGUCUUGAGAUUUGGUGCUGUUGAUUAUGAGGCUAGUGUUUGGGUCAAUGGAGAAUAUGUCGGUGGUCAUCGCGGCGGUCACGUUCCCUUCGAAAUUGACAUUACUGAUGCCGUGGAUACCGCUAAGGAUGCAACAACUCACCGAGUCACUUUGCGCGUCUAUGAUUCGGCUUAUGAUCUUACACAACCUCGAGGCAAACAAUACUGGGCUGCCAAGCCAGAGACUAUCUUCUACACCCCAUCUGGUGGUAUCUGGCAGUCUGUUUGGCUAGAGGUUGUUCCCAGUGUUCGUAUUGCUGAUAGCUCUUAUGGAACGGUUAUCAAGUCCAAUGAUAUCCAAUCUGGCCAGCUUCGAAGCACCAUCGCUGUCAAGGGACGCAGAAUUGGAAAGGGCUAUUCUGUCGAGCUUGAAUCCAGCUUUGCUGGUAUUCCUGUUGCUAAAUCGGACAAGAAGGUUCUUCCCCGAGAGACGAGCUCCGUUGGCGUUGAGCUGAACAUGCGCCUGUCCGAAGAGCAGAGAUCCAAGCUAUCCAAGUCUGUCACUGAAAGCGCCCCUCUUGACAACGACUUUGCUUGGCGCGAUGGUGUUGCACUCUGGUCUCCUGAGCAUCCCCAACUCUAUGACCUCGUUAUUCGCCUUUAUGAUGACGCUGAGAACGUCAUCGACGAAGUCAAGACAACCACCGGUAUGAGAAACAUCAACUGGACAACAGGAGAUGGUACCUGGCGACUCAACGACAAGCCCUACUUCCAGGCUCUCUGCCUAGACCAAGGCUACUGGCCUGAGACCUUCAUGACUCCUCCUAGUUCCGAGAGUCUCAAGCUGGAUAUUGAGCUCGCCAAGAAAAUGGGCCUCAACGGUUGCAGAAAGCACCAGAAGGUUGAGGACCCCCUCUUCUACUACUGGGCUGACAAGCUUGGCUUCCUCGUCUGGGGUGAGAUUGCGAAUGCUUAUGCGUUCAGUGCUGAGUAUGUUGAUCGAUUCAAUGCCGAGUGGACUGAAGCUGUCAAGCUGGUUAUCAACCGUCCAUCGGUCGUGACAUGGACUCCUGUGAAUGAAAGCUGGGCUUAUCCUAACCUUGAGGAUAACGCUGAUCAGCGUAACCAUAUUCGUCAGCUCUACCAUCUCACCAAGUGCCUUGAUGAUACACGAAGUAUCAACGAUAACUGUGGAUGGCAGCAUGUCCUGACUGACCUAACCACAUUCCAUGACUAUAGCGAUGGCCCUGAGAUCGAAAAGACCUGCUCCACUCUUGAGGGCAUCAUUGGCCCCAAGGCUGGUCGAGGUGUUUUCCUACCCCCUAUUCCUGGUGCUGACGAGGGCUCUAAGCACAAGCCUGGCGCUCCUGUCAUGAACACUGAGUUCGGAGGUGUCAACAUUGCACCAGCCAAGAAGGAAGAUGGCGAUAGCCUCGAUUGGGGUUACACUACUGCCACUAACGCCGAUGACCUGGUCGAAAGGAUUGAGCGCCUCGUCAACGGUGUUGUCUUGGGAGGACACUGCUGUGCUUUUGUCUAUACUCAGCUGGCGGAUAUUGAGCAGGAGGUCAACGGACUGUACACUUUCAACCGAGAGGCGAAGUUAGAUGCUUCCAAGGUCAAGGCUGUGAUCGACAAGGCUCUCGGCGCUUACUACAACAGGGUCAAAUAAGGAUCACGUCAGCUAUGCUUUCUAUAGUGCGCCGAGUUGAGGCUGGCCUCUGAAUACUUAGUUCCGAAAUGUAUAUGAUACGAAUGAUAUAUCCUUCGCAUGAUUACGUACCUGAGUCACUCAUAGGUCCUGAAAUGGUCACACCGAUACUUUAAGUGGCUUGGCAAGCACAGCCAUGCUAUUUCGAAACCUAUUGAGCCAAUAUAUGCCCGUGAAAUCGAUCAUGGAUUGAUUUAUUCUUUGGCAUUAUUGGAAUCUACAGCUAUUCUCUGAUGGGAUAGGCCUACAUUCCCAUUAAUGAUUGAGCCUAGCCUAUUUUAAUUCCCAAAUACAACUUCAGGCUAUAAAAUGCGGC